GAGGCGGAAACCUGCAGGUCCACUAAAAGACAGACGCGUCAAUAUAAAGUUGUAAAUUCAGUCGUAUUUUUUAAAUCAGAUAAUCACCGAAACAACGAGUUAUGAGAGCGAAUCAAAUGAAUGAUAUUUAGGUUUAAAUAUAUAUAUUUUUCAACCGUGGAAAGAGAUUGAGUGGAGAUAGUUUACGCUGAGAAUCCGUGUGUUAAGGUAGACGCACUUUUAGGACGCACAACAUAAAAACCGUUUCAACUGACUCCACAAGAGAUCAGCCAUGGAUUUUUACAUCAACACGGACUAAAGUUCGUUCUUGAAGAGGUCCGACCCGCUCCGCUCCGACCCUGUCCCAUACCAGCCCGAAUAGUGCAGCAGGUGGAAGAUGGCAGAGAGAGUGACUUGGUGGAGAGCGUUUAUGGGGAGCAAUAAGAGAACAAGUAGUGGUACCAAGGACAUCGCCACUCAGCUCCCCGACACAGUGAAGGACCACCUGACGCCCAGCACACAGGGAGUCCUAGCAACACCACACUCAGCAGCAGCAGCCCCCAAACUCCCAACCGCCCAACAACCACCAGCAUCACAACAACCACCAGCAUCACAGCAGCCUCCAGCAUCACAGCAGUCACAGGCACCAGUCAGUACAGGCAACAGCCUCUUCAGCGACGAGACCUUCGAUGACUCCCAGUUUGAGUCGGUCUUCAACGAACAGACGUGUCGUAGGAACCUGAGGGUGUCUCGGUCAGGCCGGUUUAAGGAGAAGAAGAGGGCACGCUCCAGUCUUCCUACUGGGAAAGAGGACGUAUGAUGACGAGGAUGGCGAUGAGGAUGAGGGAGAUAGUGGCCAAAGACUGCUCUUACUUCUGAACUUUAUUUCAACAUGGCCGUCCGUUCUGGGGAAAGAGGAAGGUAGAUGAAGAUGAAUUGUAAGUUGAAGAUAGGUUGAGGGUAAGUUGAAGAUAAGUUGAGGGUAAAUUGAAGAUAUGUUGAGGGUAAAUUGAAGAUAAGUUGAGAGUUAAUUGAAGAUAAGUUGAGGGUUAAUUGAAGAUAAGUUGAGGGUAAGUUGAAGAUAAGUUGAGGGUAAGUUGAAGAUAAGUUGAGGGUAAGUUGAAGAUAAGUUGAAGAUAAGUUGAGGGUAAAUUGAAGAUAAGUUGAAGAUAAGUUGAGGGUAAGUUGAAGAUAAGUUGAGGGUAAGUUGAAGAUAAGUUGAGGGUAAGUUGAAGAUAAGUUGAAGAUAAGUUGAGGGUAAGUUGAAGAUAAAUUGAGGGUAAGUCGAAGAUAAGUUGAAGAUAGUGAUUUGAGACUUUGACUUUACCCGUUGGACCCCUUUUUGUCAGUACUAGAGAAUCUGUCCGUUCCACUGCUUCUGCUUCUUCACCAAUCAACAUGAGAUUCAUUUCAUUGAUUUUGAUUUAUUGAUCCCUUAUGGGAAAUUGAACGUGUUGAACUGUGCUUCCCAUCACAAAGAAAGUGAACUGAUCAGAAAUGAAGUUAUUCUCUCCUGUACCUCCUGUCUUGUUACAUUAUAAUUGGCAGUAGUGAACGUUUCUCAGUGACCGCUGGGUAGAGGCACAUAACAGUCCUUCCCUGAGGAAAUCACAAGUCUGACCAGGUUUGAUUGAUUUAAAGCAAUAGGAAGACAAGGGUGUCUGUACUAAUCCAAUCGCAUAAAGAUCAGUUAGGCUACUUCAAGAAAGGAAGGAAGGACUGUUAUCUGUAAGUAGUUUCACCUUUCAGCUUUAAAAACUAUCCAGACUUUUCUAGCCUUUUCUGUAUCCAAACAGUAUCCUGAAAAUGACACACGCACGCACGCACACACACACACACACACACACGCACGCACGCACACACACACACACACACACACACACACACACGCACGCACGCGCACACGCACACACACACACACACACACGCACACGCACACGCACGCGCACGCGCACGCGCACGCGCACACACACGCGCACACGCA
Molecule: messenger RNA, 1963 nt
Organism: Oncorhynchus masou masou (cherry salmon)
Lineage: Eukaryota; Metazoa; Chordata; Actinopteri; Salmoniformes; Salmonidae
Product: proline-rich protein 15
Exons: 3
Coding region: 377-799 (140 amino acids)
Source: RefSeq, a predicted model, not a curated record